Misgurnus anguillicaudatus (oriental weatherfish) is the source of this 3674-nucleotide messenger RNA. RefSeq names its product proline dehydrogenase 2 (gene prodh2). Gene Ontology annotation, molecular function: proline dehydrogenase activity; FAD binding. The record is from RefSeq and is a predicted model, not a curated record. Gene Ontology annotation, cellular component: mitochondrion. NCBI's taxonomy places the organism in Eukaryota, Metazoa, Chordata, Actinopteri, Cypriniformes, Cobitidae.
UUGCUUUUAGCAUAUCUGUCAUGUAUUCAAACUAAAAGCCUUUCUGCUGUGAUUGAUGUUACAGGAUAAAAUAGUAAAAACAUUGUCUUUGCACAGCGUAUUUAGUAACACAAGGAGCAAUCUGGGAAUUUUUUGCUUGCUUUUGGCUAAAAGUCUAUAUUAAAUGUAAAGUCUGAUAUUAAAUGUGAUCUCACUGAAAUAUGUGAUAUUAACCACCCAGCCAAAUUUAAAUGAUUACAAGGUCAUUGAAAUCUUGGAAACAGGAUUUUCUUCUUUAACUGUGGGGUGUGUCUGCUUUUUGUGCUGAAACCACGCCCACUCGCAGGAAAGCUGCCCUUUCUCAACUUUCAAACACUGCUGCAACCUAAAUGGAUACUGAGUUGUGUUAGCCCAGCCCAAAUAAUCCAGAAAACAAAUGUGGAAAAACUAUUAAACGCUGUAACUCCACAGUUCAGUACUACAUAGUUCAGUCUUUUGUAACACGUUUCAGCAGUAUAUUCCUAAACAUUUGUAAUAUAAAAAAUAUUUUCUGAAAUGACUUUACAUGGACUUGAAUACUGUUAAGAUUCAUAGUGAAGAUGCAUUUUUCGCCAACAAAUUUUUUUUAGAGUUAUUUUGGUUCAUACUGUAGGCAGGUCAAGGGGUUUGGGAGUUAAUGAGUUAAUUUUUGCUCCUAGUUUGUUAGUAUUGUCUAUUAAGAGCAAAGUUCAGCAUGGUGUUUUCUCUUACACAUCACUUUGCUAAACCCCAAAGUCUGUCUUCUUCCCAAGACCCAAGGUCAUCUGACAUCUGCUCGGUUCUCUUGCUUAUCAUGUUUACUGCUCAGCAAUGUUACUUACCGCAUUCAGAUGCAUUUGUAUGAUCUGUUUCUUUACAUAAAGGAUUAAAAUGGGGGAUUCUUGAUCUGGACAUAAGUUUAAUGUCUCUUGUUUUUAUAAAAAGACUUCCCGGACAUGGCUUAUCCUAGUCCAUACUAAAAUGAAUGUUUGAGCUGCCUUCAUUUAAAAACAUCUUGCACUGACGUAUCUUAACAUAUAACAGUGCUGUUUUGUCUCAAGAUGCACACCAGUAUUGUUUUUUGUAAGCCGUGUUUGUAAAAACUACUUCAAUAUCCCAAUAUAAUUUAGGCCUAGUGCUGGAUUAACCCAAACCCUGUCCGGGAAACCACUCCCAAAUGUUUAUAGGUUUCAGUAAAGCUGCUUGGGGUGCACAUUGUGAAAACCUAAUCCAUGUAAAAUCAAAACCUAAUCGACUAAUUGAGCCAAUGUCAACCGUAUGUUUGGUGUUGUUCCUUAACAGAAUUAUUUGUAGUGUUAUUAUUGAUGCUCCAUCAUAUUUAAUGGAGGGGAGGGAUAUUGAAUAUUUGUUAUUUACCCUUUAUGUCCCAAAGUUCAGACUUCAUGUCAGUGAUUAACCAACAGACCUAAACUAAACCUCCCCUCUCUCUACCCCCCAUUCAUGAUCUCUGUUCCCGUUUGUUUAUUUGGACUGUAAAAGUUGGACAGAACCUUAGAGUUGCAAGUAUUGGUUGUAGCGUCUAUAAAAAGGUGUCAUUGAUGAAAAGCACUUGUUUGUGUUUGUAUGUUGAAUGACUGUAUGUGAGUUGUGUUUGUGAAAACACCAUAUGUAAGUAAGCUCAGCAAUUCCUCAAACUGAAAAAAGAUAACGCUAAAAUGGAUCAUUGUUACAACUAUUCAGAUUAGAGAAUCUGUUAAAUACAGGGAUCUACUUAACUGAUUGAAUAAAUAUCCUUUAGCUUCUUUAACUAGUAUAAGUACAGUAGAGAUGUAUUUUCUUUAUCGGCCCCCCACGUUCCAUCGUUUUCUGUCUCUGCGGCUCAUGAGCAUGGCUGACCCGCAGUCUUUGGCGGUAAAGCGUGGAGGUGGUGACCUCUGUAAGCCUACAGCCUUUCUGACAUUUGAGGACCCGCAAGCAUUUAAGGUGAAGAGUUUUGGGGAACUCAUCCGAGCACUGGGAGUCUUCAGGCUUUGCUCUUUUCCUCUGCUGGUUAGCAACUGUAAUAAGUUAAUGAGCAUUGCAAGGAUAGUGUUGGGUAAGCGAGUUUUCUCAAUGGUCCUGCGUCCAUCUGUGUACGCUCAGUUUGUUGCUGGGGAAACUGAAGGGGAGAUUGCAGAAUCCAUGCAAAAGAUUGCCUCAUUUGGGCUUCAUCCCAUGCUGGCCGUUCCUAUUGAAGAGGACCUAGGAGAAAGCACUGGGGAACGUCGAUAUGAGGACAACCUCGUAGCCAUGUUGGAAUGUGUGCACAUGUCUCACAGUAAAGGCUGGAGUAAAAAUCCAAUGAUGCAACUGAAGAUCACAGCGCUUCUUAGACCUGAGCUGUGUGUUAAGCUGACUUCCCUGUUAAAGACUAAACAGUAUGAUCUAAACUUGCUUAUUAGAGCCAUGGAAGGAGAGCAAAUCCCAUUUUCUGGCCUAUCAGAGAGUGAAAACGCACAUUUCCUGUGUGGCCUUCAGAGACUCAACAAAAUAGGAGAGGCCAGUGCUAAUAAAGUUCGUGUUCUGGUGGAUGCUGAGUACACUUAUAUAAACCCUGCUCUUUCACUCAUUACUAUGGCCAUGAUGAAGAAAUUCAAUCAACAAAGUGCCUGGAUCUGGAACACAUACCAGUGCUAUCUUAAGCUGCGUGUAUCAGUGCAGGUCAAAAAGCGCAUGAUAUGUCUGCAGGAAUCAAGGACCUUGUUGCUUGAUGCCAUUCAGACAUCUGCGGAUCAGAUGUUUUGUCUUGGUGUAAAACUUGUCAGAGGUGCUUAUAUGGACAAAGAGAGGAAUCUAGCGAAAAAGGAGGAGCGGACAGAUCCGAUACAUGAAUCAUGGGAGAAAACUAACGAAAGUUAUAAUGGAUGUCUGGAGAUUAUGCUCAACCUCAUUUCUGAGAAACCUGAACGCUACAUGAUUAUUGUUGCAACUCACAAUGAAGAAUCAGUCCGGCGGACAGUAACACGAAUGUUAGAGUUGGGGAUCAACAGAGACAGUAGCUCGGUCUGUUUUGGUCAACUACUGGGAAUGUGUGACCAUGUCUCUCUCACUCUUGCUCAGCAUGGUUUCUCAGUGUACAAGUCAGUGCCGUACGGGACAGUGGACGACACACUGCCGUAUCUGGUGCGGAGAGCUCAGGAGAACCGUACUGUGCUCCAGGGCAUCCGUAAGGAAAGAGACCUGCUGAGACAGGAGCUGCGCCGCAGAGUUAGAGAGAAGAUCACAGCGGCCAAAUAAACACAAUUCAAAAGCUUAUUUUUAUACAUUCAUAACUUAAAGAGUGUAUUUUUCCUGCACGUGUGGAAAUUAGAAAUACUCCCACCUGGAGGACAUUUGUAAUAAUUCAAAGUCAACUUGAAAUGAAUAAUAUUUUUUCCCAUUCCACCACCUCUAAAAUACCAUUUUUUUAUUUAAUGAAGUCUUUUUAUAACUUUAGUCUUUAUGAGAAAAACAAAGCUCCAGUAUUUCAGAACUCUACUUUUCAUAUAACAUUGAUAUUUGCAUGCCCAAAGUUUUAAAUCUUACAUCACUAUUUUGUAGUUUAAUUACCCAUGCAAAGUCUCUGUUACUGUUUUUAAAGCAUUUUCGCAUUAUUUCCCAUGAAAGAGAAAUGUCAUGAUGACUCAUGUCCAUAAUGUUGCUUCUUCCUCAAAAAUAAAAUGGUCUUUGAAGAGCCA